CCCCUCCCGGGUCCCCUCCCGGCUCCCGAGCCAGCCUGCAGUUACUACUUGGGCACCGGUGGCACCGCAGGGCAGGCCGGAGGAGCCCGUACUCGACCAGCCGGGGGUCUGCUCCCAAGCCCAUCGGCUCCACCCGGACCAGCCGGUGCCCCGCGGCCCUCCAGGCCCCCCCUUCCCCGCGGCCCUCCAGGCCCCCCGCGGCCCCGCAUCAGCCGAGAUGUCUAAGGUGGCCAAGUACCGCCGGCAGGUGAGCGAGGACCCCGACAUCGACAGCCUGCUGUCCACGCUGUCCCCCGAGGAGAUGGAGGAGCUGGAGAAGGAGCUGGACGCAGCGGACCCGGACGGGAGCAUCCCUGUGGGGCUGCGGCAGAGAAACCAGACGGAGAAGCCGGCCACGGGCGUGUACAACCGGGAGGCUAUGCUCAACUUCUGCGAGAAGGAGACCAAGAAACUUAUUCAGAGGGAGCUGUCCGUGGACGAAAGCAAGCAAGUGGAGACAAAGGCAGAUGCCAAGAACGGAGAGGAAAGGGGCAGAGAUGCCAGCAAAAAACCCCUGGGCUCCAGACGGGACGCGGACCUGGGGAAGGAGCCAAAGAGGGGUGGUUUAAAGAAGAGCUUCUCGAGAGACAAGGACGAAGCCGAUGGCAAAGGUGGAGACAAGCCCAAGGAGGAGAAGCUCAUCCGGGGGAUCGACCGGGGCCGGGUCCGGGCCGCCGUGGACAGGAAGGAGGCCGUGAAGGACGGGCAGGCGGAAGACAGGGCAGCAGCCCCCAGGAGGGAGGACGAGAAGAGGGUCAGUGACCGCAGCGCAGGGCCGGCCAGAGCCAGGGCCAGGAAGGGAGAGGACAAGGAGCCGGGCCCAGGCGAGGGCGACGGGAAGGGAGAGGGGGAGAGGCGGCGCGCAGACCCCAGGACGGAGGACGAGGGGAUGAGAAGAGGAGACGCCAAGAGGCAGGACGAGAAGGCGAAGAAGGAGCCCGUCCGCGCCGAGGGGCCCGGGGAGCAGAGCCUGAGCCCCGCCGCUGCGGAGAAACCGGGCCCGGCGGCCCCCCUGACGGCCUCGGAAGGGCCCGCCAAGGAGGAGGACGCGGCUCCCAGCAUAUUUGACGAGCCCCUGGAGAGAGUGAAGAACAACGACCCCGAGAUGACCGAGGUGAACGUCAACAACUCGGACUGCAUCACUAACGAGAUCCUGGUCCGGUUCGCCGAGGCGCUGGAGUUCAACACGGCGGUCAAGGUGUUCGCCCUGGCCAACACGCGCGCCGACGACCACGUGGCCUUCGCCAUCGCCAUCAUGCUCAAGGCCAACAAGACCAUCACCAGCCUGAACCUGGACUCGAACCACAUCACGGGCAAGGGCAUCCUGGCCAUCUUCCGGGCCCUCCUGCAGAACGACACGCUCACCGAGCUGCGCUUCCACAACCAGCGGCACAUCUGCGGCGGCAAGACGGAGAUGGAGAUUGCCAAGCUGCUCAAGGAGAACACCACGCUGCUCAAGCUGGGCUACCACUUCGAGCUGGCCGGGCCCCGGAUGACGGUCACCAACCUGCUCAGCCGCAACAUGGACAGGCAGCGGCAGCGGCGGCUCCAGGAGCAGCGGCAGGCGCAGGAGGCCGGCGGCGGCGGCAAGAAGGAUCUGCUGGGGGUGCCCCCGCGCGCCGGCCCGGCCAAGGGCUCCCCCAAACCCUCCCCGCAGCCGUCCCCCAAGGCCUCGCCCAAGAACUCGCCCCAGACCGGGGGCGCCCCCGCCGCCCCGCCUCCACCCCCGCCGCCCCUGGCCCCACCCCUCCUCCCCGACACCCUGAGGAACUCGCUGUCACCGGCCACCCAGAGGAAGAUGGGCGACAGGGCCCUGCCCGGUCAGGAGAAGAACUCCCGCGACCAGCUCCUGGCUGCUAUCCGCUCCAGCAACCUGAAGCAGCUCAAGAAGGUGGAGGUGCCCAAACUGCUUCAGUAGGACCAGACUGCCAGGGGGCACCGUCUGCCAAUGCCAAGGCUGCCCGGCCUCGCCUCCCAGGGCCGCACAGACCCCACCCGCCCCACCCCUGGCUGACCUGCUGUGGAUGCCCCUACUCUGCCACGGGAGAGCACGAGGCCUGGCCACGCUCAAGGAAGGAUGCCUUCUCUCUUCUCACUUUCCUUUUCUUGUCUCUGAGGCUCUCCAAAAAUGUCUUUUUUACCCGGAGCUGAGCUUUCUGGACAAGAAGAGUCCUUUUAGUGUGUCACUGAGAAGAUGGCGUGCCUGGGGCCCGAGCAGCCGGCAAGUUGCAAAAGGCCCGCGGCCCGCGGCCCAGGAAGAUGUCCCUCCAGGACCGCGUAACCAGCCCAGCCCCGCUGCCCUCCAGGGCCGGGAUCCAGGCCUCUGAGGAGCCCUUGGGGCAAAGCUGCUGGGCCCCGUGGCCCUCUGUGUGCGACGCCACGGGGAGGAUGAGAGCGCACGAGGGCCCACGGGCAGAAGGAAGAGGGGCUGAGGAUACCCUCCCACCCCCUGGGCUCAGCAGAUGCCACGCGGGGCAGCUGGCCUGGGGGGACUGGGCCCCGGCCCGAGGAGGGGGAGAGACAGCAGCUGGUCCUGAAGGUUUGAUGCCAAAGCAGACAUUUCCCUCACACCCACCUGCUGUUGUAUAAAUAGCUGUGUAUCUGUUUUUCCAUAAGAUUUUGAUAAUAUAUACAAGCCUUUAGUCGUGAA
This is a messenger RNA of Canis lupus familiaris (dog), 2689 nucleotides long. It is a transcript of the gene LMOD1, whose product is annotated as leiomodin 1. The record is from RefSeq and is a predicted model, not a curated record. Gene Ontology annotation, molecular function: tropomyosin binding; actin binding. Bases 218 to 1957 code for a protein of 579 amino acids. Lineage: Eukaryota; Metazoa; Chordata; Mammalia; Carnivora; Canidae. Gene Ontology annotation, cellular component: striated muscle thin filament; myofibril. The transcript is spliced from 3 exons. Gene Ontology annotation, biological process: muscle contraction; myofibril assembly; pointed-end actin filament capping.